AAAAAGGAGGUUCUAUGUGCAUAUAUUUUUUAUUUAUGUCCAUCGAUUUCCUCGUCAAUUGUGAACCAAUUUUCAAAAUUAUUUUUUAUUCCCAAUAUUAGUAGUCCCAUAGCCAUGAUCUGAUGACGAUGGAAUCCCUGGGAAAUCGAGGAUAAACAUCAAAUUUUACAAACAUAUAUAUGGUGCUUCAUGAUUUUUCAAAACGCAAUCAGAUAUUUGCAUUUGUUCUAAUCAUCAUCUCAUGUUGCUGAGCUGAUGAUGGAAGGAAAAACUUCAAUGAUUAAGAAUCAGAGGAGAAUUAUUUAAAUACUAUAGUCGCAUUUAUUAUUGGAUCAUGCUGUGUGCACAUGUUUGUGGCAAGUUUACCUGAUCAAUACAUUAAUGUACUUGCAUGUUAUAAUUUAAGUUUGUAAACUUCUGUUAUGUGCGCCUAAUAAAUAAAAUAAAUAAAUAAAUAAAUUUACCUUCAGUUGGAUCGCGUUAAGUGCCAAUAAUGUAUUUAAAAUAUUAAUUUAAUUAAAUUAUUAUUUUAUGAAAGACUGUUCCAUAUGUCAAUGUUAUUAGAGUGUGAAUUAAUAAACAAACAAAAUGAGUGUUAAAAAUCUUCAAUAUCAGGCUGUAUCCGAGAAAGAGAAUGGAGAAGAUUUAAAACCGUCAUACGAGGCUCCAUCAGGUCUGGGAUCCCGCCAUUUACAAGUCUUAGUACUAUUUCUAACAGUUACCACAGGAUACGCUUUGAGAGCUCAUAUGAGCGUGUCAGUGGUAGCAAUGACUGAUGUUUCUUCAGAAGAUUGUGACAUAAUGACAAACCAAACAGUGUGCACAGGCAAUUGCUUCAUAACCAAUGAAACCAUGACAAAUGAUACAAUCAUUUUAGAAAACACUGAUAGUAAUUCGAUGAACGAUAGUAAAAUAUUGUUUUGCAGAUGUUGUAUUAAUACAAAUUCAUGGACUGUAUAUCAGACAUACAACUGGUCAAAAUCAAUUCAAGACAUGAUAUCGUAUUCCUUCUAUUUGGGAUAUACCGUAAUGAUGGUACCCAUGGGAAUUAUGGCACAGAGAUUCGGUGGCAAGAUACCUCUUCUCCUAUGUAUUGCAGUAAAUUCGGCUGUUUCGAUUGUUCUACCUUGGUUUCCAAAAUUUAGUGGCUGGAUAGGAAUAUGUUUCUUACGUUUGGUGCAAGGAUGCUUUCAAGCAGCUCUGUACCCAUCUACGCAUACGAUGCUGGCAAAAUGGGCUCCUUUAAAUGAAAGGUCUAGACUUACUACAUUUGUAUACACUGGUUCAGAAUGCGCUGUUAUUCUCGGCUAUCCAAUAGCCGGAUAUUUUGCGGGUAGCCCCAGUUUCGGUUGGCCGUUUAGUUUUUGGUUCUUUGGAAUAGCAGGUUUCAUCAGCUGCGGUCUCCUUGCGUGGCUCGUGACUGCUACUCCUCAGGACCACCCUACCAUUACCACUGAGGAGUUAUUGUAUAUCACUGGCAAUGGGAAUGCCAAUAAAUCCAGCCCACGGAAAACACCAUGGAAACAUAUACUGACCAGCAAACCUGUCUGGGCCAUGGUGAUAACCCAACUGGGCAGUACCACCGGCUAUAUACUCGUGCUUACUCAGACACCAACGUAUUUAAACAAUGUGUUGGGAGUCGACGUUAGGAGCAGCGGCAUAUACUCAUCCUUGCCAUACAUUGCUCUGUAUGUGAUGACGCUAGCCUUCGGAUACAUAGCUGACUUCCUGGUGGUCAAGAAUAUAAUGUCAAUUGGCAAUGUGAGAAAAGUCACAAACACAAUAGGUACAGUCGUUUCUGGAAUGUUUCUCGUGGCGUUCAGUUACGUGGACAACACUCUAAUGGCAAUCGUGCUACUGAUCGUGUGCCAAGCUCUUUACUCUGGUGUCAAUGUUGGCCAUCACAUUAAUCAAAUAGAUUUAACGCCAAACUUCGCUGGUCCUGUUAUGGCUUUGGGCAACAUGUUCGCCAUAUUUACUAGUCUAUUUAUUCCCGUCAUCAUUGCGAGUGUCAUUAAAGAUGACUUGAAAAAUCAAUACCGUUGGCAAAUACUGUUCAUCAUAGUUGUAUCGUUUCAAGUCUUCACAAAUAUGGUGUAUGUGCUUUAUGGUAAAGGGACAGUACAGAAAUGGAACUUCUACGGAGAAGUUGACAAGCAGGAGACACAAUCGUUGAAAGAAAAUAAAUAAAUAAAUAAAUAAAUGAAAAAAAUACAACAGAAAAGAACGUAUAAACAAUCAAGAAUUAAAAAAAUAUAAAACUAA
Molecule: messenger RNA, 2265 nt
Organism: Galleria mellonella (greater wax moth)
Lineage: Eukaryota; Metazoa; Arthropoda; Insecta; Lepidoptera; Pyralidae
Product: putative inorganic phosphate cotransporter
Exons: 12
Coding region: 589-2190 (533 amino acids)
Biological process (GO): monoatomic anion transport; transmembrane transport
Cellular component (GO): plasma membrane
Molecular function (GO): transmembrane transporter activity
Source: RefSeq, a predicted model, not a curated record